AUGACAGAGCAACUGAAAACAUACACACGGGAGGAGGUGGCCAAGAACAACACGGAGGACAGCCUAUGGUGCAUCAUCGACCACAAAGUCUACGACCUGACGGAUUUCCUGGAUGCGCAUCCGGGUGGCAACGUGGUGCUGCAGCAGAUCGCGGGGACGGACGCGACAGGAGCGUUCUACAACUUACACCGACAUGAGGUGUUGCAGAAGUACUCGUCGUUGCGGAUCGGCACGCUCGAGGCCGAGAAGCCCGAGGUCAUUGAUCCCCAACCCGGUGAUUUGAGCCAGGUCCCCUACGGAGAGCCGCUCUGGUUGACGCCGGCGUAUUCGAGUCCUUACUACAAUGACAGCCACCGGAGACUGCAGAAGGCGUUGAGGGAGUUCGUCGAUAGGGAUGUCUACCCGGAGGCGCAGCAGAAGGAGGAGGAUGGUACAUAUGUCUCUCAGGAGUUGACGGACAAGAUGGCGGCCAAUAACACGCUGGCCAUGCGUCUUGGGCCUGGGAAGCAUCUGCAUGGGAGGGAGUUACUGGGCGGUGUCAAGGGAGAAGAGUUCGAUUAUUUCCAUGAUAUGAUCAGUGCACAGGAGCUUUCGAGGGCCGUGGCAAGAGGCUUCCAGGAUGGGAACAUGUCCGGCUUGAUGAUCUCCUUGACCGCUGUUCGGCAGUGGUUGGGCGACGCCGAAUUGAGGGACAAGGUCACCGAAGAGUGUCUUUCAGGAAAGAAGUUUAUGUGUCUGGCCGUCACCGAGGCCUUUGCUGGAUCAGAUGUUGCUGGUAUCAGGACGACGGCGACAAAGACACCAGACGGAAAGCAUUAUAUUAUCAAUGGUACCAAGAAAUGGAUCACCAACGGUAUGUUUGCCGAUUACUUCGUGACCGGCUGUAAGACGGAAAAGGGCUUUUCAGUGAUCCUUAUUCCGCGAGAUGACAAUGUCGAAUGUAAGCGCAUCAAGACGUCCUAUUCGACUGCGGCAGCCACCACUUUCAUUCAAUUUGACAACGUCAAAGUACCAGUGAACCAUUUGCUUGGAAAGGAGCACAAUGGAUUCAUUGUCAUCAUGAGCAAUUUCAACCACGAGAGAUGGGCCAUGGCGUGUGCGGUGAUCCGCUGGAUGCGCACCGUUACCGAAGAAUGCAUGAAAUGGAGUCACCAGCGCAUUGUGUUUGGAAAGCCGCUCAUCUCUCAGCCCGUCAUCCGCCAGAAAUUGGCCAAGAUGAUCUCUCUGACCGAGGCAUGUCAGUCGUGGCUUGAGACAAUUACCUACCAGAUGAAUAACAUGGAUUACCCAACACAGUCGAAGCUGCUUGGCGGCCCAAUCGGCCUGCUAAAGUCAUAUGCCACGAGAUGCGCUCACGAGGUCGCGGAUGACGCAGUCAACAUAUUUGGUGGAAGAGGGCUCACUCAGUCUGGCAUGGGCAGAAUUGUAGAGCAAUUCCAUCGUACAUACAAAUUCGAUGCGAUCCUUGGCGGCGCGGAGGAGGUCCUGGCUGAUUUGGGCGUCAGGCAAGCCAUGAAGUUUAUGCCCAAGGCCAUGCUUUAA
This is a messenger RNA of Exophiala aquamarina CBS 119918, 1542 nucleotides long. Its product is annotated as acyl-CoA dehydrogenase. The transcript has 2 exons. Lineage: Eukaryota; Fungi; Ascomycota; Eurotiomycetes; Chaetothyriales; Herpotrichiellaceae. The record is from RefSeq and is a predicted model, not a curated record. The coding region runs from base 1 to 1542 and encodes 513 amino acids. Gene Ontology annotation, molecular function: flavin adenine dinucleotide binding; heme binding; acyl-CoA dehydrogenase activity.